Otolemur garnettii (small-eared galago) is the source of this 2577-nucleotide messenger RNA. It is a transcript of the gene ARID3B, whose product is annotated as AT-rich interaction domain 3B. Gene Ontology annotation, cellular component: nucleus. Bases 171 to 1952 code for a protein of 593 amino acids. Gene Ontology annotation, biological process: regulation of transcription by RNA polymerase II. NCBI's taxonomy places the organism in Eukaryota, Metazoa, Chordata, Mammalia, Primates, Galagidae. Gene Ontology annotation, molecular function: DNA binding. The record is from RefSeq and is a predicted model, not a curated record. The transcript is spliced from 7 exons.
UCAUGCCCUUUACUGGAGAAAACAUUUUUUGUACCUGUUUUACAUAGUGUUUUUUGCCCCCUCCUUCUUUGUGGUUUCUGUUAAUCACUCAAGGUUUAGACCCAGUGUGCCUGGUGGGCUGUGCCCAGGUUCAGAGCCAUGCGGAUCCGUGGGUGAAGCCUGAGGCAGUAAUGGAGCCAUUGCAGCAGCAGCCGCCGCAGAAGCAGCCGCACUUGGCUCCUCUGCAGAUGGAUGCCAGAGAGAAGCAGGGGCAGCAGAUGAGAGAAGCCCCGUUCUUGUAUGCCCAGAAGCUGGUCACACAGCCCACUCUCCUUUCUCCUACACCUGGGAGGCCUUCUAGUGGCCCUGCACUGGGUCCUUUAGCCAGAGUUCCACCGGCCACAGCAGUGGGCCGAGUUUUUGAACCAGGCAAUGUGAACUCAGAGCCUGAGGAAGAGGAAGGAGGUUUGGAAGAUAACAAUGGGGGUGAUGAAGUUGCAAAGGUGACUGAAAAAGGAAUGCAGGCUGCUUCAAAAUAUUUUCAUGGGCAGAAAGCAACUUGCCAAGAACCCCGAGCAGCACCCAUGUCAAAUCUACUGCCAGCACCAGGGCUUCCGCUGCAUGGACAACAAGCUAAAGAAGACCAUACCAAAGAUGCCUCCAAGGCCCCACCUUCCAUCUCCACAGCAGGGCAGCCAAGCUGGAAUCUGGAUGAGCAGCUCAAGCAGAAUGGUGGUUUGGCCUGGAGUGAUGAUGCAGAUGGAGGCCGAGGAAGAGAGAUCUCUCGAGAUUUUGCCAAGCUGUAUGAAUUGGAUGGUGAUCCUGAAAGGAAAGAAUUCCUGGAUGACCUCUUCAUCUUUAUGCAGAAGAGGGGGACCCCCAUCAACCGAAUCCCCAUUAUGGCCAAGCAGAUCCUGGACCUGUACAUGCUGUAUAAGCUGGUGACCGAGAAGGGGGGCUUGGUGGAGAUCAUCAACAAGAAGAUCUGGAGGGAGAUCACCAAAGGCCUGAACCUGCCCACGUCCAUCACCAGUGCCGCCUUCACCCUCAGGACCCAGUACAUGAAAUAUCUAUAUGCCUAUGAGUGUGAGAAGAAAGCCCUGAGCUCCCCAGCUGAGCUCCAGGCAGCCAUUGAUGGUAACCGGAGGGAGGGCCGGCGGCCCAGCUACAGCUCUGCCCUGUUUGGCUACUCACCUGCUGCUGCUGCUGCCACUGCCGCCGCUGCCGGGGCUCCCCCACUCCUCUCCCCACCCAAAAUCCGCUUCCCCAUCCUUGGGCUUGGCUCAAGCAGUGGCACCAAUACUAGCAGCCCUCGGAUACCCCCAGCAACCACUCUCAGGAAAGGUCAGCAGGGUCCUUGGGGGAGGAAGGGAAGAAAGAAGCCCUGUGUCCAGGAUUGGAGUUUUUGGGUGAGAGGGUUGACUGUGGAUUGGUCUAGCUUCAGUUCCUUUGCAGGUGAUGGAGUCCCCAUGGCAACAGUGCCUAUGCCAAAUCGCUUGGCUGUGCCUGUGACCUUGUCAGGCCAGCAGGCCAGUACCCGGACUGCCACAUUGGAGCAGCUGCGGGAACGGCUGGAGGCAGGGGAGCCUCCUGAGAAGAAGGCAUCAAGAUUGUCCGAGGAGGAGCAGCGCUUGGUCCAGCAGGCUUUCCAGCGCAACUUCUUCAGCAUGGCACGGCAGCUGCCCAUGAAGAUCAGGAUCAACGGCAGGGAAGACAGAGCAGAGGCCACAGCUGCAGCAUUGAACCUGACCACGAGCAGCAUUGGGAGCAUUAACAUGUCUGUGGACAUCGACGGCACCACUUACGCAGGUGUGCUGUUUGCCCAGAAACCUGUAGUCCACCUCAUCGCCGGGUCUGCUCCUCAGAGCCUCGGAAGCAGCGCCAGCAGCAGCAGCAGCUCUCACUGCUCACCUAGUCCUACCUCAUCCCGAGGCACCCCCAGCACAGAGCCCUCCACCAGCUGGUCCCUCUGACAGGCAGGACCCAGCUUUCUACUCCCCACUCUCCUGCUGAGAGUGAAGGAAGUUGAUGCACAGAAUUUACCUCAUCUCAUGGACCCCACGUUGAACACCAUCUGGCCAGACAUUGAGAGUUUGGGCGUGUCUGUCUGUCUAGGUCCUGCUGUACUCUGGAAGCAGAGAGAGCUGGAGGGGCAGGACAGGGCAGCGUUGUCCAAUCAGGGAUUGUCCUGGAGAACUGGGUGGUGUAUGUGGGUGUCCAGCUUUCCUCCAGGGUUCCCCGGCCACCUCCCAUCUUGGGGCACAGUGUAUCGACAAUCUGUAAGCCGACACAGGGCUGGAGGCCCUCCUUUCCCUUCCCCUUUAAUUUAUUUCCCUUCCCCUGCCUUCUGCCAUGACUCCAAAGUCACUAGUCUCUUCCCCUGCUCAGUGCCCUACUUUUUAAGUCCCAUGUGGGGCUGUUAGGACCUUCAUGGCCCUUCUCUGCUGAGCAUGGGAUGGGGCCCUCCCAGCCCACCUUGCCUAUUGUUUGGUUUCUGGGGUGUGGGUACCUCAAGUUCAGGUGUAGAAUCAGUCCUCAUUCCCUUUUAAUGGUCCCAAGAAUGAGCACAUAUACACUGAGGGUGGCGAGUUUGAACCG